AUGAAGGGAAGUGCUGAUGAAGAGCAAAAGGAGAAGAUGCUCCAGUUUUUCGAGCACCUUGCUGUAUGUCACACAGUGAUCCCUGAAAAGCUAGAGCCUGGAGAAGUUCGUCUAUCAGCGUCAUCUCCUGAUGAACAGGCUCUUGUGGCUGGCGCAGCCUUUGCAGGGUUCAAGUUCAAAAGUCGUAGUGUAGGAACUGCGAUGGUGGAGGUUCUAGGAGAACGCGUGACCUAUAAGGUGCUGGACGUGCUCGAGUUUAACAGCACGAGAAAGCGCAUGUCUGUUGUCGUGCGCAAAUCAUCAGGGGAGCUGUUGCUCUACACGAAGGGAGCUGACAUGAUGAUUUAUCAACGCUUGAAGGAUGGCCCUGCAAUGCAAAAACUCAAGAAUAUUACACGAGACCAUAUGGAAAAGUACGCCGACGAUGGCUUGCGUACGUUGGCGCUUGCCAUAAAGAAGCUUGAUCCGCACUGGUUCCAACAAUGGAAGGUGCGAUUCGAUGAUGCACAGGGUAACGUGGCCGAAAUCGACCGACGCAAAGAUGGGAAGCCAAAUGCUAUUGAUGAUCUGAUGGAAGAAAUUGAACAAGGACUGGAGCUGAUUGGAGCGACGGCAAUCGAAGAUAAAUUACAGGAGGGUGUUCCGCAAUGCUUGGCAAAUUUGACGAAAGCUGGCAUCAAGGUCUGGAUGCUUACGGGAGACAAGGAAGAGACUGCAAUUAACAUCUCGUAUGCAUGCUCACUGCUCGGUAACUCGAUUCAGCAAGUCGUUGUAAAUGCCACCACAUGCCCGGAUGAGGAAACGCUCCGUACAAAACUGAAUACAGCAGCUCGUGAGUUUAUGGACAAUGCGAAAGGAAUGGCGGGUGGAACCGAGAAGGAAAUCUCGCUAAUUAUUGACGGCGAGGCAUUGGAGAUGGCGCUUCGUCCUGAAAUCGCGCCACACCUGCUGUCAUUUGCCAAGUUAUGUCGUGCCGUGAUCUGCAACCGUGUAUCUCCUGCUCAAAAGGCAGAGAUGGUGAAGCUUGUAAGGGACAAUAUCACUUCAGUACGAACUCUAGCUAUUGGUGAUGGAGCCAACGAUGUUGCUAUGAUCCAGGCUGCUCAUGUCGGUGUGGGCAUUUCUGGACAGGAAGGUAUGCAGGCAGUGAACUCAAGUGACUAUGCUAUUGCCCAGUUUCGAUUCCUGGAACGGCUGUUGCUUGUUCACGGACGUUGGAACUACAUCCGCAUUUCUAAACUGGUUCUGUACAUGUUCUAUAAGAACAUUACACUUGUCCUGGCGCAGUACUGGUACGGCUACCUAUCGGGCGCUUCUGGAUCAAAAAUGUACUGGGAAAUCGGUGUUCAGCUGUAUAACAUUGCCUUUACGGGUCUGCCUAUUGUCGUGGUGGGUGUUUUGGAUAAGGACUUGCCAGCACCAUUCAGCAUCGAGUACCCGGACUUGUACCGUCGCGGCCCAGAUCGAUUCUUCUUCAACAUGUACACCUUCUUUCGCUGGGUCGCUGCUGCUUUCUAUGAAUCGCUGGUUAUCUUUGUGGUAAUGUCUUAUGGAUUCAACGCGUCCGACAAGGCGGCAGGCAGUGAGUCUCGAGUGGAAUUCGGCAUGAUUGCAUUUUCGCUGACAGUUUUGAUCGUGAACAUUAAGAUUUGGAUGAUCGCGGAUCGAUGGACAGUCCUGUCGUUUUUCUUAUGGUUUGGAAGUAUGAUGGCAUGGUUUGUUUUCGCAACCAUAUGCACCCAGACUCCGUACAUUGCGACAUUUAAUGUCGGCUACGACGAGUAUGGAGCGUUUAUUCCCACUGCCAAAAAUUGGGGAUACCUCCUCGUGCUGAUCAUGGGAUGCGCGUUAGCGCUCGGUCGUCACAUUGCGUAUAACCUUUACCAGCGUACGUUCCACCCAGAUCUCGCACAGCUUCUUCAGGAAACAAUGGGAGGCGCAAAGUACAAACGUCGUCUCACUAUUAACCACGUGGAAGAGCAAACGUUGUCGAUGUCCUUGGAUGACGUCCAUGCAACCAGUUACUUGACCGAUUUCGGCCACACUGAUGCCGAGAUUGUCAAGGCUCAGCACCAUGAACAGCAGCGAAACUAG
This is a messenger RNA of Peronospora farinosa, 2094 nucleotides long. Lineage: Eukaryota; Oomycota; Peronosporomycetes; Peronosporales; Peronosporaceae. The record is from the annotation of a GenBank genome assembly.